Acanthosepion pharaonis is the source of this 633-nucleotide messenger RNA. Lineage: Eukaryota; Metazoa; Mollusca; Cephalopoda; Sepiida; Sepiidae. The record is from the annotation of a GenBank genome assembly.
AUGAAUGGAAGCAUAUCUAUCUAUCUAUCUAUCUAUCUAUCUGAACAGAAGCAUAACAUCAGUAUCACUAGUGAUCACUCCAAACACUACAGAUCAUCUCUCUCUCUCUCUCUCUUUUUGCCUCUCACUCUUUACAUUUAUUUGUGUUUGGUUACAUUUUGUUUUCAAGUCUCUUUCUCUGUCCAUUUUUCUCUUUUUAUCUCCCUUUCUCUGUUAUGUAUUCAGCUCUCUCUCUCCCUCUCACUCUUUUGCUCUCUCUCUGGUUACGUUUUGUUCUCCACUCUCUUUCUCUUAUCCCUACUUUCUUUCUUUCUUUCUUUCUUUCAUCAAGUAAACCUACUUUCAUUCUUUAGUAUGCCUUGUUUCUUUCUUCAAGUAUGCCUACUUUCUUUUUUUCUUUCUGCCUUUCUUUCUUUUAACAUGCCUUUCUUUCUGGUAUGCUGUCUGUCUUUCUUUCUUUUUUUCUUUCUUUCUUUCUUUUUUUCCUUCUUUCUUUCUUUCUUUCUAAUUUACUUUCUUUUUUUUAGUAUUCUUUCUUUCUUUCUAAUUUACUUUCUUUCUUUUAGUAUUCUUUCUUUCUUUCUUUCUUUCUUUCUUUCUUUCUUUCUUUCAGUCUCCUUUGCUGCAAAAUAA